Molecule: messenger RNA, 453 nt
Organism: Emiliania huxleyi CCMP1516
Lineage: Eukaryota; Haptophyta; Isochrysidales; Noelaerhabdaceae
Exons: 1
Coding region: 1-453 (150 amino acids)
Source: RefSeq, a predicted model, not a curated record
AUGUCGCGCUUCCUCCUCGCUGUGAUCGCGUGCGUCGCCGCGCUCGACCCGCAAGCCGUUGACGAGAAGCGCGGGCGCAAUAAGGAGCCAGUAAAGACCGUGCAGACCAAGGCGCAGGAUGCCACACCUGUUGCAACGGUUGGGAGCGCCGCGAAAGAUGCCACCCCAGUUCAGACCACUGCUGACGGCCUCUAUUCCUUCCAGUCCAAAGCCCAGGAUGCCACACCGGUCCAGACCGUCGGGAGCGCGGCGAAGGACGCCACGCCCGUUCAGACCGUCAGCAGCAAGAGGCCCGGGCGCUGGGGACUCGCGCAAGAGCCAGAAGCGGCGGUGCAGGGCGGAAAUGCGCUCGCCAUGCUCGGCGUGGCCGGGAUCCUCGCGGUCGCGGCGGUCGCACUUCGCCGCGUGUUGCGCGCCGCGCCCUCGGAGCGAACGCCCUCGGAUCUCGUCUGA